Molecule: messenger RNA, 3003 nt
Organism: Rhododendron vialii
Lineage: Eukaryota; Viridiplantae; Streptophyta; Magnoliopsida; Ericales; Ericaceae
Product: putative receptor protein kinase ZmPK1
Exons: 2
Coding region: 111-2510 (799 amino acids)
Biological process (GO): recognition of pollen; protein phosphorylation
Molecular function (GO): ATP binding; protein serine/threonine kinase activity
Source: RefSeq, a predicted model, not a curated record
UCCCCAACGGUUUAUAUCUCUAUAUAUUUUCGGGACCACCAUCCCAAGAAAACGUACAAAUCCACAAACAGCACCCACAAUUCCUACAACUACUAUAGUACACUUUAACAAUGGAUACCCCAAUUCCAAUCCUUCUCAUUUCCCUUCUCCUAUCAUCACUACCUCUUUUUUCAAUUUCUUCACCCCAUACCUUGCUCACAUCCUCAACCCUCUCCGUAUCCGACGUCCUAUAUUCCCCAAACAGGGUCUUCUCCGCUGGCUUCCACCCCGUCGGCGUAAACGCCUAUUGCUUUUUCAUUUGGUUCACUCAACCCACAUCCGACGGCAAGCUCAUCGUCGUUUGGACAACCAAUCGCGACAAACCCGUCAACAGAAAACGCUCAGAACUCUCUCUCCUCAAAUCCGGCGAACUCAUACUAACCGAUGCAGCCCAAUUCACAGUCUGGUCGACAAACACCAAAUCAAUUUCCCCCCUUCAAUUACAGCUUCUAAAUACGGGUAACCUCGUUCUCCGAAAUCGAAGUGGUUCAAUGAAUGUUUGGCAAAGUUUUGAUUCUCCAACGGAUACCCUCCUUCCAAACCAACCCAUGACCCGAAAUUCAAGACUCGUUUCCUCUCGAAGCCAUAACAAUUUCUCGUCUGGGUUUUACUCCCUGUUUUUCGACGACGAUAACCUCCUCCGUUUAGCAUUUGACGGCCCGGAGAUUUCCAGCGUUUACUGGCCCGACCCUGGGGUGGUCAGCUGGGAUGCGGGGCGGACAAGUUAUGACAGUAGUCGAAUCGCGGAGCUUAACUCAUCCGGGUAUUUCAGAUCGAGUGAUGAUUUUGAGUUUCAAGCUUCGGAUUAUGGUACUGGGGCUUGGAGAAGAUUGAAAAUGGAUGUGGAUGGGAACGUGAAAUUGUAUAGCUUGGAUGAGGAGAAGAGGAUUUGGAGUGUAUCUUGGCAAGCCAUGAGUCAGCCGUGCAAGAUCCAUGGAGUUUGUGGGCCUAACGCGAUGUGUAAUUAUGACUUUCCCGGGGAGAACGCUGGCCGGAGAUGCUCUUGUUUACCCGGGUACAAGGCAAAAAACCUUACAGAUUGGUCUCUCGGGUGUGAACCGGAGUUCAACCUCUCUUGCAACGCUGCCGAAUCCGGUUUCAUCAAACUUCCUAACGUCGAAUUCUACGGCUAUGAUAUCAAACUCUAUGAAAAUUACACCUAUGAAAGGUGUGAGGAAGUAUGCUUACAAAGCUGCAAAUGCUACGGCGUCAAUUUCAAAUUUAGCGGCGACAGUGGUUAUUACAAAUGUUUUCCGAAGUUACGGCUGCUUAACGGACAUAGAUGCGCUGCAUUUGGGAAUCCUAUGUAUAUAAGACUGCCCAAAGCCUCUCUCACUUCUUAUGCAAAUCAAAAACAAGAAAUCGGGUUACAUUGCCCCCCGAGCACACAAAACUUGCUACUUGAUAGACGUUACAAAACACCAAAACAAAACGGGACUUUGCAGUUUAUGGUUUGGUUCUCCUCCGCAUUUGGCGGAGUUGAAAUAAUAUUUAUUUGUUUCGUAUGGUGGUUGUUGUACAAAACCCAACGAAGUUCAAGUGAAAACACUCAAGGUUACCUUCAAGUUGCGAGUAGGUUUAGGAAAUUCACCUAUGACGAGUUGAAAAAAGCGACAGGAAAUUUUAGGAAAGAAAUCGGAAGAGGAGGCAGUGGGGUUGUGUACAAAGGCGUUUUAUCCGAUCAUAGAGUUGCAGCAAUCAAGAGACUUGACGAGGCUAAUCAAGGGGAAGCAGAAUUCAUAGCAGAGGUAAGCACCAUUGGAAGGGUUAACCACAUGAACUUGAUAGAAAUUUGGGGAUACUGCCUUGAAGGAAAUCAUAAGCUAUUGGUUUACGAGUAUAUGGAGUGCGGAUCGUUAGCAGAGAAUCUUAUUUCUGGCACACUUAAUUGGGAGAAGAGGUUUGAUAUCGCGGUUGGCUCUGCGAAAGGACUAUCUUAUCUGCACGAAGAGUGUUUGGAGUGGGUUCUCCACUGCGAUGUGAAGCCUCAAAACAUUCUCUUGGACUGUAAUUUCCAACCCAAGGUUGCGGAUUUCGGCCUCUCCAAGUUAGUAAACAGAGGGGGCGGAGGAAAGAAUUCAAGUUUUUCUAGAGUAAGGGGGACGAGAGGUUACAUGGCACCAGAAUGGAUUUCCAGCCUCCCUAUCUCAUCCAAAGUCGAUGUUUAUAGCUACGGAGUGGUGGUGAUGGAAAUGGUCACAGGAAAGAGCCCGAUGACAAUGGGUGGUCAGGGGUCUGGAAAUACAUGGGAGAUGGAACAGAGAGGGCUGGUGAAGUGGGUAAGGGAGAAGAUGAAUGGGACUAGAGAGAAUGAACUGUGGCUUGAAGAGAUUAUUGAUCCAGUGAUGAAGGGGAAAUGUGAUUUAAGGAAGAUGGAGGUAUUGGUUCAAGUGGCAUUGGAAUGUUUAGAGGAAGACAAAGAUGCAAGACCAACCAUGAGACAAGUUGUAGAGAGGCUUCUACCCCAUUAAUAUGAAAUUGGAUAGAACAGCUUGCUCAGGUGGCACUAUCUUAUUGGUUGUUGUAAAAUACCAGCUGCUUAUUUAAUUGUCAACGACGUUGUUUUUUUUUUAUCAGCAAAAAGGAUUUUAUAAAUCUCUGAAACGGAUUACAAAGAUUCAACGGAUUAGGGGCACACUAGCACAUGCCACCCGAGAACCAAACCCAAAGGAAGGCAAGAAAGCCAAUCAAAACACCACAACAAAAAAAGAAACAAGAACCGUACACCCACCAAAACAACCCAACAUCUUACAACCAAAACAACCUGAAGCCGAAAGGACAAACCGAAAACACAAAAGAGCGGGUCAAAGCUAAAGACAAGAAGACAACAAUAAAGUUUGUGAUCAUAUUAGCAUAAUGUAUAUAGUUUUUUGCAAAAUAUUGUAUUAGUAGCAUUAGUAUAACCAUCGACCUCUCUCACAAACAUUGUUAUGUUACAAAAACAAAACAAAAACAAUAUCAGAU